This is a messenger RNA of Adineta ricciae, 6477 nucleotides long. The record is from the annotation of a GenBank genome assembly. Lineage: Eukaryota; Metazoa; Rotifera; Eurotatoria; Adinetida; Adinetidae.
AUGGACGCUAAGAUUAUCACAGGUUUUCUCCUGUGGGUUUGCUUUAUUGCAACAUUAUCGAUAUCACGGACUUCUUCUGCGGUCAUCGAAUCGAGGUAUAGAGUUCGAAGACAAAGUAAUGAAAGUCUUCCUUGCGCAGAGGGAACUCUUCUUUGCAAAGAUGAUAACGAAACGUGUGCUACAUAUUGUAAUGGUAUUUCUGAAUGUGCCGAUGGUUCUGAUGAACUUGAGUGUAGUAUUACGAACGCUUCUUCAUCAGUGUUACCAACGCAGACUGUUCCAAUCACCCAAAGUACAGAGUCUUUUGGAAUCGAAGUCGAACGCGUCAAUGUACCGCAAGCAACUACUGAUGGAUCGGAAACAACAGUUCAAGAAAUAACAAUGCUUGACAUAAAACCCGGAGUUACUACAAACGCGAAUACUGGUGCAACCGGAGAUCUAGCCACUACUGAAGCAUCAGAUGCCAAAGAAGCAGUGACUAACACAGUGGUACUUGCCGAUGGUACAACCAUUGUGUUACCAGAAGGAACUACAGCAGUUCUUGAAGCUGCAACUACUGGGGCAAACGAAGCUGCAGCAACUACUGGUGCAAAUGAAGCUGCUGCAACCACUGGGGCAAAUGAAGCUGCUGCAACUACUGGGGCAAACGAAGCUGAUGCAACUACUGUAGCUGCUGAUGGCGCUACCAUUGCUGCAACAACAGUCGAAGUAGUAACUGCCGAUGCCGAUGCCACUACUGUUGAUGAAGUAGUAACAAGUGUUGAAAACAAUCUUGAAACAUCGACUAUUAUUAUUGUUGACAAUGGCACCGAUAUCUUUACCACAAUCAUACCAGGCAAUGAUACUGGAAUUGAAGAUGCUACCAAUGCUGUACCUGGUAACGAAACCACGAGUGCUGAUCAAAUCACAACUGUUGAAUCUGUCACUAUUGAUUCGAAUCAAACGGAUAUUGCUGGUAAUGAAACAGUGACGGAUGCUGGUAUUGACGUAACUACCAUAUCAUUGAAUGACACCGCAAGUGGUAAUGAUACAUCAGCAACGACAAUCUUAGAUGGAUUAGAUGUUGAUGAAUAUGAUAAUAAUGAGUCUAUCGAAGAUGCGCUAUUGAAGACGACGACAAGACUCACGCCUGUGCAUGAUGAUCUAGAAGAAGAAGAAGAUGAUGCAAUUAAUGAGAACAAUGUCAUAAUCAUUGCAACUAAAGCUCAACAGAUUGAAAGCAAACCACUAUCAAUAUCCGAUGAUGAUGAUGUUGAGUAUUACGAUGAUUCAGAGGAAAUUAUCACGACUGAAUCUAGAACGACAGUUACAACUGUACAAACGAUAACAAUGAAGACUUCGAUGUCAGUUCAAGAUAUCGAAUAUUAUGAUGAUGAAGUGGAUAUAGAUGGGAAUGUUCGAAGUUUGUUGUCGACAAUGAUAACAACAACUAGAACUACCACCACAGCUCUACAAACGACUAGUUCCACAUCUCUAUCUGGUGAUAUUGAAUACUAUGAUGACGAAGAAACCGAAUAUGCAGCAAGAUAUCCUCAUCCAUCCAGAGAUUCAUUCAUUGCAGAUGUAAAACGAAAUGCAACUCAAUCCGAUGGCACUGAUGCUGCUACGACUGCAUCUUCUCAACCGGGAUCACCUGACCGAGUCGAACUUCGUGUUGUUGUUAGUCCUGAGCUUCUACAAGUACAACGUGGUCAAACAUAUGAAAUGACUUGCACUGUCUACGGCGCAGAUGCUACAACAGCGAUUUAUUGGAUUCAAGAAGAACCUGAACGGCGUUAUGCAGUUACCGAUACAUAUGAGCCAAAUGAUAAACAAGUGACAGCAUCCCAAGUUUCGUUACGAGCACGCAUCACAAUUGAUGAUACAAGUAAACUCGGCAAAUACACAUGUAUGGCACAGGAUUCAGCUGGAAAUAGUGGUUCAGCUAUUCUAACAAUGCAGGAGGGCGGUGGUUAUGUACCAUCACCAGGGGGAUAUCCAGGAUAUGCUCCAGGACCAAGUGCUGGCGGUCGUGGAUAUUUACGUAUCGUUGCACCUGAUAUGGCCGAUGGCGAUUAUGUUGAAAUUCAAUGCGAAGGCGCAGCACCAGAAGAUGAGGGUGGCAUUCAAUGGUUUUUCAAUAACCGACUUCUCAGCGAUGAACAACCGCUUUAUCCACGUGGUAAAACACUUCACAUUCGACCAAUUUCAAGACCAUAUUUGGGCAACUACCGUUGUUCAAUACCAGGCAGUAGCUAUGCUGAUGCCAAUAGUGUUCUCACUUUUGGAGCGCCUUCGCCUAGCGGGCCCGUUCAUGGCGGUGGAUUCACUGUAACAGUCGAUAUUGCUCAAGGUCAAGCAGUAGAAAACUCACAAAUCAUCCUUCGUUGCCGAACAACUGAACAAGCAAGCAGUUAUCGAUGGACAUUUGCUUCAAGCCGAAAUACGGUUGAUCGUGGCUACUCGGAUCAAUUAAUUAUUCCUCGAGCAACAGCACAAGAUUCAGGAGUUUACACUUGUGAAGCAACCAGUUCUCGUGGUCAAUCAGCGCGUGGCUCAAUCAAUCUUUAUAUUAACAGCGGACCUUCGCAACCCAUUUCGGGUCGAUGUAGUAUCGAUGAAGCAACGUGUCGCAAUGGUCGAUGUAUUCCUCGAGCAUAUCUUUAUGAUGGCAAAAACGAUUGUGGUGACAAUAGUGACGAAGCUGGAGCAUCUGGCUCAGGUGAACAAUGUCAACCGAAUGAAAUUCAUUGCACCAACUCUGAUCGUGGACGGAAAUGUGUACAGAAAUUUUGGAUUUGUGAUGGUGAUCGGGAUUGUGAUGAUGGAAGUGAUGAAGAUCAACGUUAUUGUGAAUUACUCCCUCGUCAACGAUAUUGCAAGCCAAGUGAAUUCCAUUGUGGUGGACCUAAUGCUACAUCACCAAAUCCUGUCUGUAUUCCACGAUCAUUUCAAUGCGAUGGUUACAAUGACUGUCCUGAUCGUUCGGAUGAAAACGGUUGUGUUAAACCCACGGUCGUUGGCGCACCGCAACGUCAAGUGCAAGUCAAUGUUGGACAAACAUUAACAAUUCAAUGCACAGCUCGUGGUUCACCAGCACCGUAUAUUAACUGGCGACUCAAUUGGGGACAUGUAUGUAAUGAUGGUUCCGGCAAUGGACGAUGUACAAUGUCGCAAUCCAUCGAUACAAAUGAUCCAAACGUUAUUACUGGUACACUCACUGUUCGCAAUGUAAAUCCAGCUGAUGCUGGCGCUUAUUCAUGUGAAGCACUUAACAACCAAGGUUUUAUUUUUGCAACACCGGACGCAAUUGUUGAUGUCAUCUCUGAUCCAAAUGGUCGACCUUCAGGUCAGCAACAAUGCAAUUGUAAUGGACAUUCAUCUUACUGUUCACCAGACGGACGAUGUCUUAACUGUCAACACAAUACUAUCGGUGCCAGCUGCGAAUUCUGUGCUCCGGGCUACGAAGGUGAUGCUCGUCGUGGUACCAUCUACGAUUGUGUUCCAAUAUCGCGUGGAGCUGGACCCUCAUUAGGUUGUGAUCCUACUGGUACACAUACGGAACGUGAUGGGCGUUGUAUUUGUAAAUACAAUGUUGAAGGUGAUCGUUGCAACCAAUGUAAACGUGGUCAUUUCUAUUUUAAUCCCAUGACACCCAAUGGUUGUGUACCAUGUUUCUGUUCUGGUGUGUCCACUGAUUGUGCUUCAUCAGAUUGGCGACGACAAGCUGUUUCUCUACCAUUGAAUAAUUGGAAUGUCGUACCGAAGAAUUUUGCAACUGAUCGUUUCGAAGCUGGUGAUCGUAUUCAACAACGUCAGGGUGGUCGUGAAAUAGCCAUUGAUCAAAGUACUCUAGGCCGACCUGCCAAUGAUGUUCUGUAUUGGAAAGCACCAAAAGCGACGCUCGGUGAUGUAGUCACACUAUACGAUGGUAACAUCGAUAUACACUUUGUUAAUGACGGUAAUGACAAGGAAGCACCGAGCAACGAUGAGUUUAUUUGGUUACGUGGCAAUAACAUCGAUCUCGUUCAUAAAAUUCCACAAAACCAUCGAUUCAAAGCAAAUACAAAUGCUACAUACUCAGUUCCAUGUAACGAAAGAACAUUUACUCGUAAGGAUGGUACAUACAUUGAUCGAGAGAACAUUCUUAUGGCACUCUCGGAUUUGGAUACUUUUCUUGUUAAAAUCAAUCCAAUUGGCGGUCGACGUACGGCUGUUCUCCGUGGUGUCACAUUAAACGUUGCUGCGCGGGAAGGUUAUGCUGAUAUUGCAUCAACAGUAGAAUCAUGUCGUUGUCCAGCGAAUUACACUGGCUCAUCGUGUGAAAAAUGUGCUGAAGGUUAUGGUCGUCCACAUCCAUUAGUUGGCAUCUAUUUGGGACAAUGUUGGUCUUGUCAAUCAUUGUGUCAUGAUCGAUCAGAUCGAUGCGACCGUGAAACAGGCAAAUGCUUCGAUUGUCAAGGUAAUAGUGAAGGUGACCGAUGCGAACGCUGUCGUCCAGGCUACAUUCUCGAUGCUCGAAUGAAUCAAUGCGUGCGCGAAGAUCAAUAUCAAACAUAUCCAUCUCAACCAUCCUAUGGAUCCGGCCCACGAGGUUCAUACUAUGUCGAUCAUCGACCGUAUGAUGCCUAUGGUACUACUCCAUUAACUAUUGUCCUAGAUGGCAAUCAAUCAGAACAACGUGUUCCACUUCAAGUUCUUAAUGCUCAACCACAGUCGAUUGUAUGGGGUCGUACUGAUGGUAGUCCAUUGCCAGUGGGUGUCAUUCAAGAAGGCAAUGAUCUAGUCUUCCGUAACCCAUCAUCGGAACAAGGUGGAAACUACAUUGCAACGAUUACUCAUCCUGAUGGUCAUAUCGAACGUAUCGCUGCCUACUUAGACUACCGUCCAGGUCAACCUCGACCUGUUGGCCCUGGUUUUGGCUAUCCGGCAUUUUCGCCACCAAGUCCAUUGACAAUAGCUGAAGGUACAAGUCAAGCAAUUCAACCACAAAGUGGCUACUAUCGAGUUCACUGGCGACGCGCCGAUGGUCCAGGACUUCCAGCAGGUAUUUAUCAAGAUGGCAGUUCAUUACAAAUCGCUGGUGCGCGACCAGAUCAUUCGGGUACUUAUUAUUGUGAAUUACAUGGUUCGGAUGGUGCACCAAUUACUGUACCGUAUGAAAUCCGUGUUCAAGCUACUAGUCAUGGACAUGCAAGCGCUAGCGGUUCACCGAGAAUAAGAAUCGAACCACGAACAAUCAAUCUCAAAGAAGGUCAACGUAUGAUUGUUCAAUACACAGUUAGCUCACAUGAUCCAAUCGAAGUUAUUUGGAACAAAUUGACUGAUCAAGGUCAUCAACCAAUUCCAUCCGUAUUCACUGUUGAAUCGAAUCGUCUCAUUCUAAGCCGUGCUACACUGGAUGUAACUGGCACAUAUCAAGUUAUCGUGCGUAAUCCACAUGGCGAGGAUCGACAAGAAUUAAAUAUUAUUGUUGAACCACGACGUGGUCGAGGACAUGGCGGUUAUCCAGCAACGGGUGCACCACAAGUUAGCUUCUCGCCAACUCAAUACGAAGUUGGUCACAAUGAAAUCAUCGAUAUUCGACCAAAUCUUUAUGGAGAUAGUGGAGCAACAAUUACCUGGUCCAAAGACGGUUCAACAUAUUUACCAGAUGGUAUCAGUGCACGUGAUGAUGGCACAUUGCAUGUCGAAGGUCAAUCAAGUCAUAUCGAUGGACGUUACACACUCAACAUCGUCAAUGCAUAUGGUCGUGCAUCGGCACCAGUCUAUAUUCGAUGGAAAGAAGCUCAAGGGCACCAUGGAGGCUAUGGCGGCGGUUCACAUGACGGCUCGCGCAGCUAUGUUGACGUACGUUUUCAAGCACGCGACGAACAAAGUCAUCAAAUCGGACAGGACAUUUAUUUACAAUGUACCGUUCAUGGUAGUGUUGAACAACCAUACGAAUAUGUCUUCACCAAAGAUGCCCAACAAUUAGAAAAUAAUGUUGAAGUUCAUCCAAAUGGUUUGUUAACUGUUCGUAAUGCUCAAGCGCAUGAUGCUGGACGUUAUCGAUGCGAAGUCAGCUUCCCACGUGCGCCAGAAGUUGGAACACAUGAAAGUUCCUAUGAUCUUCGACUUGACGGUGGCUCAGCCGGAGGCUACGAUCGAAGCGAUGAUUAUCAACAACAAGCUGGACACGUUGAAGUAUCUGUUGACCCGAGCGAAGCAACCGUUGGCCGUGGUGGAGAAGUUACUCUAACUUGUAAUGUCAAAGGCAGUCAACAAUAUACAGUUAAAUGGGGCAAAUAUGCACACGAUACUAGUUUACCAAGUUAUGCUCGUCAACAAGGAAAUAGCGUUAUCAUUGCUCCAACUGAUGAUGCAACAUCGGAACAGAUGUAUUUUCAAUGUUCAGUGAGUGUACCUGGUCAACCGCAGCCGUUUGCAGCUUAUGCACCAGUUACUAUACGUGGAAAUGAUGAAGCACGUAAGAAGAAGAAGAAAAGACGUUCGUAG